Molecule: messenger RNA, 1764 nt
Organism: Mytilus trossulus (common blue mussel)
Lineage: Eukaryota; Metazoa; Mollusca; Bivalvia; Mytilida; Mytilidae
Exons: 6
Coding region: 118-1722 (534 amino acids)
Molecular function (GO): oxidoreductase activity; FAD binding
Source: RefSeq, a predicted model, not a curated record
CCAUUAGUUUAAUUACCGUUUUUUUUAUCAAGACUUUAAACAAAAAUCCUGCAUGUCAAACUGAAACCAUAAAAAGAGAGAACACGAAUGUAGAGGAACGCAGAUUAUUGUCAAAACAUGAUCGCUUUUCAGUCCUGUGUAACAUUCAGCCUGUUUCAACUUAUGUUAGCUGCUGGAGUACUAGUUGUGUUUGCUACUGCAGUAACAAAAACUUGUAACACACGAUGUUACCCCGGCAAUGACUGCUUCCCGUCCUUGACAGAAAUUGCAAUGUUCCAGAAUACAAUUGAUGGAUUCGUUGUACUCCCGUCGAACAACACAUACACAGAUGUUAUAAAUAUGCACAACAAAUUAUUCACAAGGUUUCCAGCAAUCGUUGUCAUGGUUCUAUCAACAGACGACAUCAAACAGUCAAUGUUGUUUGCCAAGAGAUUCAACCUGCACGUGGUCGUGAAGUCGUCUGGUCACGAUUACAUAGGUCGGUCAAGUUGGUCUGGUAGUAUUCAGAUAAACUUGGGAUAUAUGAGAAAAAUGACAGUACAGUUAGGUUCAUCAAGAUCUGUGGACGGAGAAUUAACAGUUGAAGGUGGAGCAAAUUGGCAAGAGAUUUACCAAGAAGUGGAUAAAUACAACAGAGUUAUUGUCGGUGGCAGCUCUCAGACAGUGUCCCCUAGUGGAUACACACUAGGCGGAGGACAUAGCAUAUUGUCCCGGAUGUUGGGAUUGGCAGUUGAUCAAGUUUUGGAAAUGACAGUCAUUACAGUGAACGGGAGUAUAAUUAAGUGCACCAAUCAUACGUCACAUAUAACUAAUGCAGAUGAGAGCUUUUCUGUGACUUCAGAUAACUCUCUCUUUUGGGCUCUAAGGGGAGGCGGUGGUGGAACAUUCGGAAUCGUAUCAUCGUUUACUUUCAAACUUUACAAGGUCAAACAUCAAUAUGUCAAGGUUACGAUGUCUUAUCCAUUAUCCAUAAAUGGAAACUCCUCAGUUGGUCAAGAGGUAAUGCAAUUUUAUUCAAAUUUUGUCAAAAGAAUGCCUAACGAAUGGGGAGGAUAUUCAUUUCUCUCAAAUGCACAACAAUUCACUAAAACAAACGACUCUGUAGUCGGCACUUUAGGGUUUUUGUAUUGCCACUAUGGUGGAUGGAAUGAUUCUAGUAGGAAAUAUAUGGAUUUAUGGAAUGAUUUCCACCCCGAAUGGAGAUUAGAAUACACUGUUCGGAACAUCUCUACCUUCUGGGAAGGCUUUGGAAGCGUUAUGACUGACAGUCCAUGGAGCAGAGUGUACGUCACUGGGUCGUUUAUACAGGAAGCGGGAAUAGAUACAAAUUUUCUAGACUUUAUAGUUGAUACAAUGACACGGCCGAUUAAUGCCACUAACCCCUUGUAUGCCUGUGUUGGAACUCAUUUGGGAGGAAAAGUAUCUGAUUUUAGUGAUACCCCGACUCAUCCAGGUUUUAGACAUGCCAGAUUAUGCCUUGGGUGCGUUGUGGCAAUACCUGACAUCAAACGUGAGGACUUCUAUAUUCAAAAAGGGAAAGAACUCAGUCAACGCCUAAUAUCGUACGGCAACGGAACAUACGUUAACGAAGCUGCAGAAUACAUGCCUAAUUGGCAACAAAACUAUUGGGGACCACAUUAUAGUCGGUUGUUAUCGAUAAAGAGAGAGGUUGAUCCGGAUAACAUUUUGACAUGUCAUCAUUGUGUCGGUUCUGAACUUUGAAAUCGUUUACAAAUUUUCCUGUUAAUAAAAGAAUGAAGUCAU